Cryptococcus wingfieldii CBS 7118 is the source of this 3300-nucleotide messenger RNA. RefSeq lists its product as hypothetical. Bases 1 to 3300 code for a protein of 1099 amino acids. Gene Ontology annotation, molecular function: MAP kinase scaffold activity. The record is from RefSeq and is a predicted model, not a curated record. Gene Ontology annotation, cellular component: actomyosin contractile ring; cell cortex of growing cell tip. The transcript is spliced from 6 exons. Lineage: Eukaryota; Fungi; Basidiomycota; Tremellomycetes; Tremellales; Cryptococcaceae.
AUGUCAAUGGCCGCCCCUCGUCCCUUCGCCAACCCCUACUAUCCCUCGUCCCCUGGUCCCGCCACUGCCUCCUCUCUGGGCUACUCGCAAUAUGGUUCCGGGUCCUUUGCUGGCGGCGGGCCCAGCAGGCAGCUGUCAAUAUCUUCCUCUGCCUAUGGGCCAUCAGCCGGGCCGCCCUCAAGGAGUGGGAGCGGAAAUGCUGUGAUCAAGGCAUCAGAGAAGAGAGGAGAAAGCAGAGAGGUGGCAAGGGUGCAUUGGAAGGCCCUCAAGGAGUUUUUGGCGUCGUGGAUCGCUCGAGAAUCGCCAUCGGCCAGAGCCUCUGCUCGUGAAAAGCUGACACGACUCACAAAGCUCCAAUUCCAAGAGCUGUCGACGGAUGUCUAUGACGAGCUGAUGAGAAGGAUAGCUACAGAGACAGGCGAAGGGGCUACUGCCCCAUUCUUACCCGUUCGUGAAGACUUUCACCCGAAACGCAACCAAGCGCGCCAGAAACUCGCCACCCUUCCGAGUAACAGAUUCAAAGAUCUCGCUAGCGACGUCUUUUACGAGCUCAAACGGCGAUUCCCUGAAUUUGAGCGAGAACAGGGGCAGCCGCAACAAUAUGAAGAGCCGCCUGCCCCUGGCCCUCGGCCCUCCAUGUCUCAAAGUAACGCUCAGCAAUCUCUUUCCUACUCUUCCCAACGGGGCAUUGCCGAGACACCCCCUCCCGCCCUCAUUGCUCGAAAUGCUUCGAGCAACUCCUUGAGCAACUCUUUGCACCAGCGGCAAGGCUCGCGGCAGAUGUCGGCCAGUACACAUCGAUCGAGACCUUCCAACGACCGCAAUAACUCUCGGGAACCGGAGCCGGAACCUGAAGAGGAGUUUUUGGAUGAUAACGGGUACGACGACCGUCGCCCGCAGGCAAAUGCUGCCACGAACGACAUUGUCGUUCCAAGCAAAAGCCGACUCAGGGAGGAGGAGAUCGAAGUGCCGUAUGCUCGGGAUAGCACAAUGGAUGUGUUCAGGCAAAGUGUGGCGUCGAGGGGGGAGAGUGGACGCGGGUCCGGGUACGGGAGAGACAGUCAGGCGUCGUAUGGUAUGUCCCCAUCGGCAUCAUUCACUGGAGAAGAUUUCAGGAGAAAUGCUCCCCGAAAUGCGGAAUUGUUGCCUGAAAGAGAGUAUGUCUCGGACACUCAAAAUACAUCCAAAAGUCUGCGAAACGAAGAGGCCGAGAGAAAGCUUCGAGACGAGUACGAGUACAGACUGGAAACUCUGGAUAAAAAGGUUGCUGCCGCCGAGAGGGAAAGGGAUGAGGCGCGUAGGGCCGAAGUGCAAGAGAGAGAUAUGCGUUUAGAAUGGGAGGACCAAGUUCAAAAAUUGAAAGAGCAGACAAACACCCACUCUUCCUCUUUGCGCGCGCUACAACAUGACCUCGACCUCGCUAGGGACGAGACCGAGGGUGCGAGACAAAGAGCUGAAAAGGCAAAUGCGAAUGCAGAUGAAGAGGUGGCUCAGUGGAGAGAGAGAUCGGAGCAGCUGGAAGAUGAGUGUAGAAGGUUGGAAGAGGAGAAAGUGUCCUUGGAAGAUGAGCUGGCGCGAAGUGGACAGGGCCAGGCUGUAGGUAAUAUUCGAGACGAACUGCAGUCUCUAGUGGAUGAGCUCAACUCUCUUUCCCUGCGCAACGAGGACCUAUUGACUGAACGCGAAAAUGACGCGAUGCGUUUGAGCGAUAUGGAGGCCAAGGUAUCCGAGUACAAGCGCAAAUACGAUGCUGUAAGGGUCGAGCUGCGAAAUCUGAAAGCCACUUCUACGAUGUUUGCUACUUUCUCCAAGCCGAUCACCGAUGACCAUCUACCGGCAUCUCCAGAUGGCAAUAUUCUGGAUAUCAACGUCUCGGCAUUUCAAAGCUCCGUGGACAACUUGCUAUCCUCGAGCCCAUCCGGCGUACUUCCAGCCAUGAAGGCAAUUGUCGAAGCUAUUACCGCCAUCGGCGAGGACGUCAAGGGUUUCGAAGCCAAUCCCAACAUUGACGUAGACGUCUCCCGCCUCGAAUCCCUCAAGUACGAAUCUACCACCCGUCUCAAUAAUCUCAUGCAGGCCGCCCGAAACCAUGCGAUGGCUUCCGGUCUCUCCCCCGUGUCGCUGCUUGAUGCCGCUGCUGGCCAUCUCAGCACAAAUGUCGUCGAAAUCAUCAAGCUGCUGAAAAUAAAGAGGAGCGACAAGGAUUUAAAGAGGAGCAGUAGUCGAUUGAGCAUCAGGGAUAUGGUAAACAGGGACAGAGAAAGGGAUAGGGCGAAUGAGACCUGGGAUGCCAACUACAGGUCUGAGAGCAGAUCGGGGCGGCGAGCUGAGGCAUCUGAUGAGCGAGGACCUGGUGUCAGGGUCACCCGACCUUCUGUCGACAGAUCGCAGAGUGGCCGCGCUCCCUCGAGGUCUGGAUCAGCGAGUGGGAUGAGGUAUGAGCCUUCAAGGGCGGCGACGCCUACGGAGGCGGUUUCUACGACCCUCAACAGCUCAGGUCCUCCUAGUUCGUACAGAUCACCCCCUUCCAGCUCGAGCUACAACAAUCCCACCUCUGUUUCUCCCUCACUCUCCAACGCCUCCCCGCCUCCUGCUCCUUUGCGAGCCCAGAAUGACCAGGGAAGGCCCAACCUUCGGAUAAAUUCCUAUCAAUCUGUCUCUUCCAAUGCCCGAUCAGACUCAUUUGAUCUUGAGCGCAAAUCGUCCAUCCUGACCGAGAGGUCACCUUCCGCUCGUGUUGAGCCGCGUAAUGCGCCGACUCCUAUGGAGAUGACUCGUGAAGAUGAUGCCCGCGAGAGGGAAAGUCUGGGGUCGACGGGUACGGCAAGCAGCAGUGGCGGACCCAUGACCACCCCUGGCUCUACCCGUCCUUUUGGUUCUGUCGAGGUGAAGCAGGCCGAGUCGGACGACGAUGGGCGAGAAUGGGAAGAUCUCAAGCCGUACCUGAAUGCCCAGUCAUCGGCUUUGGUCAAUUCGAUCCAGAACCUCCUCGCUGCUAUCCGAACAAAUUCGUCACCCGCCGCUCUGAACGAACAUCUUUCAGAAGUCAUCGCCAUAGCGUCAUCCAUUGUGGCAGUCUCGACCAAUGCCUUGCCUGGGUCAUUGAGGGGACAGGGGGAUGCGUUAUUGAAAGAGCUGGUGAGCAAUACAGACAAGCUGAGUGAGGCGCAGGAGGCGGGGCAGCAGGAUGGGCAGGCAGGGGUGUUUGAGAAAGCCGUGAGGCAGCAGAUCGCGAGCGCCAGUUUCGGGGUGGCGAAGAGUCUGAAAGCUUUGAUGAAGUUGGGGACCAACAGUGAUUAG